GGCGGCGGCGGCGGUGCUGCAGGCGGCCGGGCAGUGGGGCUUAGGCUCGGCGGGCCGGCAGGGCGCGGGCGCCGCCGCCAUGAACGCGGCGGUGGUGAAGCGGACGCAGGAGGCGCUGGGGAAGGUGAUCCGGAGGCCGCCGCUGACGGAGAAGCUGCUGUGCAAGCCCCCGUUCCGCUACCUGCACGACAUCAUCACGGAGGUGAUUAGGAUGACUGGUUUCAUGAAAGGCCUCUACACGGACACUGAGAUGAAGUCUGAUAAUGUUAAGGAUAAAGAUGCAAAAAUUAGCUUCCUUCAGAAGGCCAUAGACGUGGUGGUCAUGGUUUCAGGAGAGCCACUGUCGGCAAAACCAGCCCGGAUCGUGGCCGGGCACGAGCCUGAGAGAACAAACGAGCUGCUGCAGAGAAUUGGGAAGUGCUGUCUCAACAAGCUCUCCAGUGACGAUGCGGUGAAGCGCGUGUUGGCUGGAGAGAAGGGGGAUACGAAGGGAAGAACCUCACUGAUGUCGAAAUCUCAAGAAUGGGACAAUAGGAAUGCGAGAGAGGAGCCCAGAGUGCAUCAAGAUAAAGAGGAUAGAAGAAACUCUGAAAUAAAUGAGAGAAGUACAAGCAGAGAUCGAAAACAGAAAGAAGAACUGAAAGAAGAAAGCAAGCCAAGAGGAAAGGAAAGGGACAAGGAGAAGACCAAGGAGAAUGACCGCGGUAGACAGAAAGAUCCCGAGAGAGACAAGUGCCGAGAAGGAGAGAGGGAGAAAACCAAGACCAGGACCAAACAAGAGAGAGACAGGGACAGGGACAGAGACAGGGACAGAGACAGAGACAGGGACAGAGACAGGGACAGAGGCAACAAAGACCGGGACAGAGAUGUGGAGCGCGAGAGAGAGAGGAAGAACGAGGGAGGAAAGGAGAAGGAGAGAUGGAAAGACCGGGAGAGAGAGCGCGAGCGAGACAAGGGCAGGGGCAGGGACAGGCGGAGGGUGAGAAAUGAGGAGCCUGCCAGGGACCCCGACAGGGAAGAGAGCAGAGAGCAUGAUAAACCGGAGAAAAAGUCAUCAAGCUCAAGGGAGGUGUCUAAAAAGUUGACAGAUGGAUCUUUUAAAGACUCCAAAGCUGAAACAGAGACUGACAUUUCUGCUAGAGUAUCCAGGACAGUGACCGCAAAGACAUCAAAACGGCGAUCCAAAAAUUCAGUGGAAGGAAGAAAGGAGGAUAAUAUUUCAGCUAAAAUUUUAGACCCCAUAGUGUCUAUAUUAAAUAAUGAACCAGAUCAGGAAACUACAACUUCAGAAAUAGGAACAAAAGAAGCUAAUACUAACUCAGCUAGUGUUUCAGAUGACAGUUCAGCUAGUCUGUGGCGUGACAACACUGAGCCGGAGCCCGCAGUGAAGCAGAAAGGCGACUCUCCUAGUGAUGCAGAAGGAGAAGUUGGACCUUCUGGCCAAGAUAAGUCUGAGGUGUCUGAGAAUUCCGAGAUCCCUACCGAGCUCUCGUCCAGUGUCAGAAGAAUACCUCGGCCUGGGAGUGCGAGACCAGCGCCUCCCCGGGUGAAGCGACAGGAGAGUGUAGAGGUGCUAGCCACAGACAGGACAGGGAGUGGUAAAACUGUCUCAAACGUGAUUAUAGACUCGCAGAAUUCUGACAAUGAAGACGACGAUCAGUUUGUGGUGGAGGCUGCCCCCCAGCUCUCUGAGAUGUCAGAGCUUGAAAUGGUACAAGCAGUGGAAGUUGAAGAGGAUGAGAAGCAUGGAGGACUUGUCAAAAAAAUUCUGGAGACCAAGAAAGAUUAUGAGAAGUUGCAGCAGCCACCCAAACCUGGAGAGAAGGAGAAACUGCUUGUCUUUGAGUCUGCAUGGAAGAAGGAGAAGGACAUCGUUUCCAAGGAGAUAGAGAAGCUUCGCACAUCCAUCCAGACCCUGUGCAAGAGUGCACUUCCCCUGGGGAAGAUCAUGGACUACAUCCAGGAGGACGUGGACGCCAUGCAGAAUGAGCUGCAGCUGUGGCACAGUGAGAACAAGCAGCACGCGGAGGCCCUGCAGAAGGAGCAGAGCAUCACAGACUGUGCCGUGGAGCCCUUAAAGGUGGAGCUGGGGGAGCUGGAGCAGCUGAUUCAAGAGCAGCAGGACAAGAUCUGUGCCGUGAAAGCCAACAUACUAAAGAACGAAGAGAAAAUUCAGAAAAUGGUGUACAGUAUCAAUGUGAGUUCCAGAAGGUGAAGGCUCAGAAGUUUGGGAGACUCAAGUCAUCCUCAGUUUGAAAACAGACAGGAAGAGAGAACAUCAUUGCUCUUGAAGUUUCAGUUUGAAGAAAAUGAACAGUUUACAACAUUAUCCAACUAAUGUUCAGAGCUUUAAAACUUGAGGCAUAUUCAGUGUGUUAAGACCAUGUUUUCUUACCUUCUUCCAGCUAAAAUGCUUGCUAGUUAUAAAUAGCUCUUGAAAACACCUGUGUGAGAACUUUCUUUGGAAGCCUGUUCUUUGUGUUUCUGCAGUAGCCUGCUUUGUUUAGUUCUGUACGGCAUUCUCCAGCAGGUGAGUGCUGUCGGCUCUCCGGGAUCACAGGAGUCCUUGAUUUCAGUCUUGAAGUCCAGUGGCAGGACUUGCCUGAGUCAAGCACUGAGUGAAGGAUGACUGUACUUUUGAUAGGCACUUGAUAAAUAGAAUGAGGCCUGAAAAUGAACGACUUCUAUUUUUAGCUUGUUUCCACUUGAAAAGGGUUAAUUUAGCCCAUAUCUGUAUAAGGUACAUGUGAACUUUUUUUUAACCUCUUUGUAAUUGCAUAUAUUUCUUUAUGUAAUUUUCCUAUUUGUCCCUAUUAUCUUUUGCUUGUGUUUUAGCCCUUAGAAAUUUGUAAAUUGAAAAAGGAGGUUUCCACAUGGCCUUCAUGCGCGUUGUCUGGAUGUGAGAUUGUCACGGGCUGCAUCCUCCCUUUCUUCAGCAGUUUGUCCCUGGGUUUCCGCACGUGGAUGCUCGUGUGGCUCCGAGGGGUCCUUGUCCUCUUUAAGAAGAGGCGCGUGCUCUCCAAGGCGCUGGCAUCAUUCCGUUCCCUUCACGUAGGUGUAUGCACCUACACACCUGAGAGACAGGUAGCUUAGGGGAAACUGCAAAAGGAAGACUUACGAGAGUGCACUGAUAUGCAAAAUUUUUUGAUGUUACCAUUUUUUUGGAAAUUGUUUUUUAAAAGCAAAUGUUUUUUUAAAACAUUGUUUAUAUUUAGUUUUUCACUUACAUGUAAUAUUGUAAAUACUUACUGAAGUCUUCAGUUUGUGUAUAAAGGUUUUCACUGUUUGGAGACAUACUUACGGGUCUUAAGGUCUGGGUUCUGAUACUUUUAUUUCUAGAUGUUGAUUUAUUAUGUAAACCAAGGAGUGCCAUUUUAAGUGUUAGAAUUGCCUGAGAAAGUUUUGUUUCUUUAAAGGAUUAGCACAGAUGGCACAGUUAAGUUUUUCUUAGUGUAAUUUCCAAAAUAAAUUCUUUACUAAGGUAGUUAGAUGAUUUUCUAAGCUAAAUAAGUUCGAGAUCAGAUUAUUAAGAUCUGCCAUUUUGAAACAUUGGUCUUUUUCUCCUUUCUAUAGUGCACCAUAAAAUUCUGUGUGAUCGGAUUUUACUAACUACAUUAUUGGAAGAGAAGAGGCAUAUUAGUUCACCAGUCCGUCAUAUAGUUAUCAUCUCUUUUCUACUGAAUUGAAUGGCUUAGCCACAACCCUAAAUGGACCCUGUUUUGCUUCAAGUUAAGAUGUCUGCCUUUUAUGAAUUUGUAUAUAUGACUAGAAUUUUUCUCACAAAAGUUUGCAUACAUUGUAUGUGAGUAAAAUUUUGUAUGAAGUAGUCUAUCAAAUUGUAUCAUAAAAUUUAUUUUUCUUUUAUACAUAAAUCAUUAAAAAUAAUCACAUAUUUUUUCUAUAA
Molecule: messenger RNA, 3904 nt
Organism: Diceros bicornis minor
Lineage: Eukaryota; Metazoa; Chordata; Mammalia; Perissodactyla; Rhinocerotidae
Gene: IFT54
Product: TRAF3 interacting protein 1
Exons: 17
Coding region: 80-2215 (711 amino acids)
Biological process (GO): intraciliary transport; cilium assembly; regulation of microtubule cytoskeleton organization
Cellular component (GO): ciliary basal body; centrosome; axoneme
Molecular function (GO): microtubule binding
Source: RefSeq, a predicted model, not a curated record